CCAAAUGUGAAAUGACCAAAUCGUUAAAAGGCAAAAAGAAACAAAAGUUUAUAAGUAAGAAAAAUCUAUCUACAUUCUCCACCUUCUCUCCGAUCUUCGGCCACCCUCCCGCCACCCCUAACGCCAACCCCCAUCUCCCACACCUAAAUUCCACGAAUUUCCCCCUAAUUAUCUGAGCUUCUAUACCUGUCUUCAAUUUCUAGGGUUUCUCGCUCUCCUAUUAUCCCCCGAUCUACUCAUCUUCCUUUCGCAUCAUUCUCUCUCAUCAAUUCUUUCGCCUUAUUCCCGAAAAUCGGAGAUGUUUGAUUAAAAUUCCAACAAAUUGGGAGGGGGUGAAAUAUGGGGUUCAGUUUAAGGAGCUGGAGUGGGAGGAAGGAGCAAAAUGAAGGAGAGAAAGAACUCACAGCUUUAUAUUUGAAUAUAUAUGAUCUCACCCCUGUAAAUGACUAUUUGUACUGGUUUGGCCUUGGAAUCUUCCAUUCUGGAAUUGAAGUACAUGGUAUGGAGUAUGGCUUUGGAGCUCAUGAGUAUCCAUCCAGUGGUGUGUUUGAGGUGGAACCUAGGAGCUGCCCUGGAUUUAUAUUUAGAAAAGCAAUACCUCUCGGUAGCACAGAUAUGUCACGCGCUGAAUUCCGAUCAUUCAUGCAGCACCUUGCUUCAAAGUAUCACGGGGACACAUAUCACUUGGUUGCCAAGAACUGUAACCAUUUUACUGAUGAAGUCUGUUCACAUCUUACUGGGAGGCCUAUUCCUGGAUGGAUUAAUCGACUUGCACGUUUAGCUGCAGGUUCGUUCUUCAAUUGCAUAUUACCAGAAAAUAUUCAGAUAGCAGCUGUUCGACAAAAUCCCGAUCAUAUAGCAGGCUCAGAGGAUGGGUCAGAAUCUCCGACGACAUCUGCUUCAUUUGAAAGUGAAGAGGAGAUUGAUGAUCCUGAUCAUCAUCUGCUAACUACUCCCACAGCAGAUGUUGCAUUUUUACAGGAAAAACCAGUUAGAAUGGCCAGAGAUAUGGUGUAGAUUUCUUUCUCCCCUCACUAUAUGGCUCAAUUCAUCCUCUAUUUUAUAAUUUGUUGUGGGUUGUAGAAUUAAAUUAUGCCCUCAAGUGUACCAUAAUGAUCAUAUAUACUCAUUUGAUUGUUUCGUAUAACCUCGUAAGAUUACGUGCUUCUCCAGAUGCUACGAGGAUGUUAGUUAGUAAGUAUUCUUCCUGCCUUGUGCAUCUAUAUAGGUUACUACCAAGUUUGUAAAAUAUUUUUGUUUUAUGGCAUACACUUGUACUCUAGCUUGUGGAUAUCAAGACUAUGACGAGUAAUCUCUUUUCGAAUCA
This is a messenger RNA of Spinacia oleracea (spinach), 1327 nucleotides long. RefSeq names its product deSI-like protein At4g17486. The record is from RefSeq and is a predicted model, not a curated record. The transcript has 5 exons. Gene Ontology annotation, biological process: protein deubiquitination. The coding region runs from base 340 to 1017 and encodes 225 amino acids. Gene Ontology annotation, molecular function: deubiquitinase activity. NCBI's taxonomy places the organism in Eukaryota, Viridiplantae, Streptophyta, Magnoliopsida, Caryophyllales, Amaranthaceae.